UUGCUUAUGUUUUAAUCAUGGCGCAUCGAGACGGUAUCCUGUUGUUAUGUCUUGGCAUCUCGCUGGCCUCGGCUGGUUCGUCUCCUCAUGCUGAUGUUGUUGAAGUGUUGUUCAAGCAACUCCUUACAAGUGGAAGAAUAUCCGAUAAUAUCAUUGAAGAUGCCCGUUUGGAUGUGCCUGAGUUGGUAAGAAAAUAUAACUAUCCGUUUGAGCAACACACCGUGACUACUGAGGAUGGGUACAUUCUGACGCUGCACAGGAUCCCACAUGGACGAGAUGAUAACAAUGUUCCUGGCGACAGACCUGUGGUGUUUAUUAUGCACGGGCUGCUGUCUUCGUCAGCCGAUUUCAUACUAUUAGGUCCAGGUUGCUCUCUCGCAUAUAUCCUAGCCGAGGAAGGAUUUGACGUAUGGCUAGGGAAUGCCCGCGGAAACUACUACUCACGUAGACAUAUAAGUCUAAAUCCCGACAGUUUGCUUAACACAAGAUUCUGGAGGUUUUCCUGGGAUGAAAUUGGAAGAAUUGAUCUCCCUACAAUGAUAGACUAUGCCUUGAAAGUAUCGGGUCGUGAAAGAUUGCAUUAUAUAGGCCAUUCCCAAGGGACCACAACUUUCUUCGUUAUGGGAUCAAUGCGGCCAGAAUACAAUGCGAAGAUUAUUUCCAUGCACGCUUUUGCACCCGCGGCGUACAUGGCAAACAACCAAAAUCUUUUGAUGAGAUUUUUGUCUCAAUUUGCAAACAAUCUCGAAUUUAUGUUGUCACUGAUUGGUGUCGGCGAGUUCUUCCCCAACAACAAUGUGAUGACUUGGGCAGGGCAAGCUCUUUGCAUGGAUGAAGUGAUUUUCCAACCCUUGUGUAGUAACAUUAUUUUCCUUUUGGGUGGCUGGAAUGAAAAUCAACACAAUGCGACAAUGAUACCAGUAAUCAUGGGUCAUUCUCCGGCUGGUGCUUCAGCUAGGCAGUUCGUCCACUAUGCUCAAGGCAUCGCUGGCAAGCAGUUCCGGCGAUACGACCACGGCUCUAUUUUGGCCAACCGGAGGGAAUACGGAAGCUGGAGCCCCCCACGAUACGAUCUUUCCAAGAUAACUACACCCGUCUUCUUGCACUACUCAGACUCCGACCCCAUGGUCCACGUCAACGAUGUGGAUACGUUGUUCAGGGAACUCGGUAGAGCCAUUGGCAAAUUUAGGGUCCCAGAACCAAGGUUCAGCCAUUUUGAUUUCAUAUGGGCCGUCAACGGAAGGGAACUUCUCUAUGAUCGCGUGAUUAAUCUUAUCAGGUCUAUGGACGUGAAUGGCCUUGACAAUAUAGUAGUGUAAUCAAUCACAGAUAUUUGCGCAUCGGUGUUUUUUAUUCUACGAUUACCAAAUUUGUUGUUCUCUAUCAGUUGAGAAGUGGAGGUAUGGCAAAAUGAUAAUGGAAUGUGGCAAUAAAAUUUUAUUAAUAUGAUA
This is a messenger RNA of Amyelois transitella, 1451 nucleotides long. Its product is annotated as lipase 1. NCBI's taxonomy places the organism in Eukaryota, Metazoa, Arthropoda, Insecta, Lepidoptera, Pyralidae. The record is from RefSeq and is a predicted model, not a curated record. The transcript has 5 exons. Bases 18 to 1319 code for a protein of 433 amino acids. Gene Ontology annotation, biological process: lipid metabolic process. Gene Ontology annotation, molecular function: hydrolase activity, acting on ester bonds.